AAAUGGAAAUCGAGAAGCAAACUUGUUCCAACGGCGGAAACGAUCAUUCCCCCUUCCGCUAUUGUUUCUAGGGUUUCUUAAUGCUGUAUCAAUGGAACCAGCAACAGCCAACGAUCCGAUGAUCGACGAUGAAUCUACGCCGCUGACUAUCCUCGAUGCGAGCAGCUAUCAGCUUCAUGAUCUCGAUUCAAUUGACCUCCCACCGACCCUCAUCGAGAUUGAUUUGACGGCCAAUCGAUUAACUAAGUUGGAUUCUCGUAUCUCUCAUUUAUCAAAUCUCAAAAAGCUUUCUCUUCGACAGAACCUCUUCAAUGAUGCCGGUGUUGAGCCUAUUUCGCAGUGGGACACCAUAUCCGGCCUCGAGGAGUUGGUUCUCAGAGACAACCAGCUGAAGAAGAUUCCAGAUGUUAGCAUAUUUAAAACCCUCCUUGUAUUUGAUGUUUCUUUCAAUGAAAUUUCAGCAAUGACUGGACUGUCCAAGGUGUCCAGCACACUCAAGGAACUCUAUGUCUCUAAAAAUGAAGUCACCAAGAUUGAGGAGAUUGAGCACUUUCAUGAACUUCUAAUUCUUGAACUUGGCUCCAACAGGUUACGGGUGAUCGAGAAUCUGCAAAACUUGACAAACUUACAGGAGCUAUGGCUAGGUCGCAAUCGUAUAAAAGCCAUCAACUUAUGUGGAUUAAAAUGCAUUAAAAAGCUCAGUUUGCAAAGCAAUCGACUAACUUCUAUGAAAGGAUUAGAGGAAUGUACCGCGUUAGAAGAACUAUACUUGAGCCAUAAUGGUAUUGUGAAAAUGGAAGGCCUGUCAACUUUAGCAAAUCUACGGGUCUUGGAUGUUUCUUCAAAUAAACUUGCUGCAAUUGAGGAUAUUGAAAAGCUCACCUGCUUAGAAGAUCUAUGGUUCAAUGACAACCAGCUUGCAUCAUUAGAUGGCAUCGCUGAGGCAGUUUCUGGUUCGAGAGAGAAGCUAACCACCAUUUACCUUGAGCACAAUCCGUGUGCAAAGUCGACGGAGUAUUUGACUAGUCUACGACAAAUCUUCCCAAAUAUUGAGCAAAUCGAUUCGGAAGUGUUUGCUUAGAUUAGAAGGCAAGUUUUGGUUGGUUUCUUCCCAGUUGAGACACAAUUUGUGGAUGAUGCUGGAAGUCUUCAUUUAAAAUUGGUCAUAUCUUGCAAGUUUAUGUAUUUUUGCUGAUACAAAAUUUGUUUGUAUGGAUUUGAUACAAAUUUGGUUGUAUAAUUUCCUGUGAAAUUAUUCAUAGAAGUACAUUGAUGUCACCCUUUUAUAAACC
Cynara cardunculus var. scolymus (artichoke) is the source of this 1292-nucleotide messenger RNA. RefSeq names its product protein phosphatase 1 regulatory inhibitor subunit PPP1R7 homolog. Lineage: Eukaryota; Viridiplantae; Streptophyta; Magnoliopsida; Asterales; Asteraceae. Gene Ontology annotation, molecular function: protein binding. The transcript has 6 exons. The record is from RefSeq and is a predicted model, not a curated record. Bases 92 to 1081 code for a protein of 329 amino acids.